AAAAAGUGAUUGUUUUUUAAUGUUUGUCGAGAGAAACACGAGUCCAUUGCUUGAGACGAUUGGUUUGUGAUUGUAUUGCAAGUGAUAUAUGUUUUGAUUGGCAAUUGUCUCAAACGAUUCAUUACUUUUACAUUUAACAUAUAUUUUAUGAUUUGAAGAGAUUUUUCUCCAAAUAUUUUUAUUAAAUAUUUUAAUAAAAGAGAAGUUUAUAUAAGAAUUAGUGAUUAAUAAUACGUUAAAAUGAAUGAAAACGAAGAGACCCUACCAUCCGAUGUGAGCGCUGUGGAGGAGUCGGACCAACAAAUGGCCGCCAAUUCAGUGGAAGCGAAGGAGGAAUUGAUUGCGAAAGGAAUUGACAUCAGUCUUAAGGAGGCGAACCGAUCCGAUGCGAGCACUAAAGAGGAGUCCAAUGAUAGCAUUGAUGGCAAAGACUAUAAUCAAGUGUCGGACGACUCGGAGCCGAACCCAAUGCGACCACACGUUGAGGACAACCAUCUGAUGGGUUACGACCGGGAAUUCAUGUAUAAACUCAUUAUCAGUCAACUGCUAUACGACGGACACCGCAAUGUGGCCAUCAAUUUGUCUAACAAUGAGAAGUUCAAGAAUUUGGUCCAACCGUCGCGGAAGUUAUACCAAUUGAUAGUGAAUGCGCUUAAAAUGGAAGGAGAUUCGCCGCUGAGUGACGAUAGCAUUCACGCCAUGAAUCUGAUUGAUCUCGACUUCGAUGCUGAUCGCAAUUCGGGCUCUUCUCGGGCCAGUCUGUACGACAGCUCCGCCACCAAAGACUACUUCAGGAGUCGUUCAUACUCUCCGGACUUAGAAGUGAUGCCCCAAAUGACUCACCGAAUGAUCGACAAUAUGGGACGUAUGAUAGCAAAGACGUCACCAUUGGCUGACCCGAUGCCGAGUUUGAAUAAUGUGAGUCGAAAUAGCGACACAAUAGGGUUGCGAUCGACGCCCGACAUACCGAUGCCACCACUCGGGCACCCGUUGAGUGGAAGUCUGAGAUCAAUGACUCCAAGCGGUGUGGAAAUGGUUGGCCAAAGCGGUCUCUUGGAUACCGCAUCUCAACAAAACUUUCAACAAAUUGAUUUCAAUGAUCUCUUAACGCAAAUAAAUUUGGCUCAAUUGGCGUACAUGAAUACCGACCCCACAGCCUCUGUGGCCUCCUCUUCAGCGAAUACGCCGUCUCCCACUCCUAUCAUCCCUUCAGUGCCUUUAGAGAACGGAACCGGUUUUGUCCUGAAUGAGGCCGGAAUGCGGAACAUCAGUCAAUUGGCUAAACUCAGUGAAUCCCAGAACGGAAUGGUGACCAACUCGACGUCCCCCACCUCUAUGUCCUCAACUCUGGGCCGUAGCUCUUCUAACUCUGGAUCCAAACCCAAUGUAAUGCAAAUUCGUUUCAAAUUCGGACAAUUGGGUCAACAAAAGGGUCAGUUCUCCUCUCCUCAUGGCUUCUGCUUAGGAGUUGACGAAGAGAUCGUAAUCGCGGACACAAACAAUCAUCGCAUCUGUAUUUUCGACAAAACAGCCGAAUUCAAGCAUUCAUUUGGAGUUCCCGGCAAAGACGAGGCACAGCUUUGGUAUCCCAGAAAGGUGGCAAUAAUCCGGACGGCAAUCGGUGGAAGUGGAAACUCAGCGCCGCGUUAUGUCAUCUGUGAUAGAGGGGCCGAGAGGUCGAGAAUGCAGAUCUUCACCCGUUCCGGACAUUUCGUUCGCAAAAUAGCCAUUCGUUACAUUGAUAUCGUUGCCGGACUGGCCAUCACUCCGAACGGACAUAUCGUUGCCGUGGAUUCGGUGUCGCCGACUGUGUUUGUAAUCGCAGAGUCGGGAGAUCUUCUGCGAUGGUUUGAUUGCUCAGAAUAUAUGCGCGAACCGUCAGACAUAGCCAUCAAUAACCACGAGUACUAUAUCUGCGACUUCAAGGGUCACUGUGUGGUGGUGUUCAAUGAUGAGGGGCAGUUCAUGCGCAAAAUCGGUUGUGAGGGCUUGACUUCGUUCCCGAACGGCAUCGACAUCUCUGACGCGGGCGAUAUCCUGGUGGGCGACUCUCACGGCAAUCGGUUCCAUGUGGUGGUGUUCGACCGGUCGGGAACACUGAUCAGCGAAUUCGAGUGCCCGUACGUGAAGGUGUCGCGCUGUUGUGGCCUCAAGAUCACUAGUGAGGGCUAUAUCGUCACUUUGGCCAAAAACAAUCAUCACGUCCUCGUCCUCAACACUCUCUAUAUAAUGUGAGUCAACACAACGUCACUACAAACCACACAAUUGUCUAUUAAUUGAAAUACAAAACAAAGUGAAACGUCGAUCAAUACAACGAUUUGUAGUCAGUUUUGGUAUUUUUAAAUGAUUUCAAUUUUAAAAUCCUAUACUUUGGGUCCAUAUUUAGAAACAAAACGAUAUUUUAGUCAAAAAGCA
Molecule: messenger RNA, 2415 nt
Organism: Medioppia subpectinata
Lineage: Eukaryota; Metazoa; Arthropoda; Arachnida; Sarcoptiformes; Oppiidae
Source: the annotation of a GenBank genome assembly